Molecule: messenger RNA, 3528 nt
Organism: Rhinocladiella mackenziei CBS 650.93
Lineage: Eukaryota; Fungi; Ascomycota; Eurotiomycetes; Chaetothyriales; Herpotrichiellaceae
Exons: 1
Coding region: 1-3528 (1175 amino acids)
Molecular function (GO): ATP binding; ATP-dependent chromatin remodeler activity
Source: RefSeq, a predicted model, not a curated record
AUGGAUUCAACAGAUGGUUACUUAGCCUUUGGGACAAUUCGACUCGCCCGCAUCUCUCAAGAUGGAUCCAAUGAUCAAUGGCGUAUGGUCGGCUCGGAUGCCAACGACAGAGAACAUGCUCAUCCGUGCCCAGCCCUUUGCUUGGGUGAACAAAGACAAUGGCUCAAAACCCAGCGGCUUCCUCAUACCAGCGAUAACCAUGCUUCCUUAAGAGUGUACGCUUUACCCGAAGAUGUCAGCCGAAGUAGCAGAGGAUCAGUCAAGGAUUUUAGGAAAGUCCUUAAAUUCCUCGCCGAUUUCAUUGAUACUACAUCUGACGCAUGGGACGGUCGUCACGACCCGAGGACCCCGAUUCGAACGUACAGGGAACCAAUGUCAUCUCAAGAAGAAUCUCUCUUUUACAUCUUCAAUACUCUUCAAUCCCCGGAUCCUUCGAUAGACAACGCCGGAAGCUGCGUCGACAGCCAGCAGUCCAUGGCGGAUAUCUUCCGAGACAGUAUACAUGGCCUGAAGACAACCCUGUACCCCUACCAAAAGCGCUCGGUUGCUGCUAUGCUUCGGAAAGAGGCUAAUCCGGCAAAGUCCAUUGACCCAAGAAAGCCCCGAUUCCAGGACCUCAAUGGCACCGAGUUCUAUUUCGAUAUCCACGAAGGCGCCCUUCUCCUCAACCCGUACUUGUACAGCGAACCUCGAGGUGGCAUUCUAGCGGAAACGAUGGGCUACGGGAAGACUCUCAUAUGCAUCGCCCUGAUUCUGGCCACUCGUGGACACUAUCCCAAAGUCCCCGAAGGCAGACUCAACAUCCUUGACAAGCAGGUAAAUGAGCGAACACCCAGCCUCCUGGAACUGGCCGCCAAGACAAUCAAACAGGCAGGGAUUCCUUGGAAAUCCGAGUUUGCCCAUCUUGAAAAGGCGGGAUACCACUUCGAACAUUGCACGGAAACUCUCGACAAGUAUGAAGCGAAGUUCGCCGAACCCAUUUUCCAUCCUAUGACGCCAAAUCGUCUUGGCAAGAAACGAGAAGAUUGCAGAAUUCUUCGUUUGUGUUACGCGACCUUGCUCAUUGUCCCUCCCAAUCUUCUCGUGCAAUGGCAACAUGAAAUGGAGAAGCACACCGAACAGGACGCUCUCGACAUUCUUGUCCUAGAUUCUUCGACUAAAGAAAUUCCCGACUACAAAACACUGAUGAGGUACGAUGUAGUCCUGAUCACAAAAGCCCGUUUUGAGCAGGAAUACCGAGAUGAUGAUUUCAAUCAAGGUAGACGCCUGGGCCAGGAGAGAUUCCGCUCUCAGUUGACUGAGCUGCGCUGGUUACGAGUAAUCUGUGAUGAAGGGCAUGGAUUUGCAGGCUCAAGCUACCGCACCAAUGCUAUGGCUAUGUUGGACAAAAUGUCAAUUGAGAGGCGUUGGGUCGUCUCGGGAACACCGUCUCAUUCCCUUCAUGGCGUCGAGGUGAGUCUUGCGCUGAAUGAGUCCCAACACGAUAUGGGCGAGUCCCGAACGGGCUCGAUUCAGACCGCGUUGGAGCGCAGAAAGAUCAAGGAUACGACAAGAGAAGAAGUGAAAGACAUGGAACGUCUACGUGUCAUGGUGGUGAAGUUCCUCAAAUUGCAGCCCUGGGCCAACCAGAAAGGCUCUGAUUAUGCAGAUUGGAAAAAAUAUCUCGCUCCUUUUGAUGCGGAGCGGAAGAGACGAUUCGCACCUGCCUUGAGAGUCAUUUUGCAGUCUCUAAUCGUUCGACACCGCAUUGAGGACAUCGACAAAGAUUUGUAUCUCCCUCCACUGUACAACACCACCGUCUACCUGGAACCAAGCUAUUACGACAAGCUUAGUAUGAACUUGUUCAGACUGGUGCUUACGUCCAAUGCCGUCACCUCCGAGCGGAUCGAUGAAGACUAUAUGUUUCACCCCAAAAACCGCAAAUUCCUGAACGACUUGAUCAACAACCUGCGACAUUCGAGUUUCCACUGGGUCGGAUUUACGGAGCACGACGUGACAGAGACUUUGCGCGUAAGCAAUACCUAUCUUGACAAUAACAUCGAUAGAAUCUCCGAUGAGGACGGCGCGCUGCUCACUGAGGCCAUCAUGAACGGUCAACGCGCUUUGAACGAUCCCGGUUGGCGGGCUUUUUCCUUUUUCCACGAAAUAGGUGUGUAUAUCCAGGACUUCCCAGAACACGCCGCCCAAGCUUGGGCCCUCCAUGGGGAAGAUUCAACUCCACUGCUCCUUGGAACUGUGCAGGCGCGAGAGGCUCAACAAUUUGUGUUGAAGCGCGUGGACACUGACGACCCUGGCGCCGGCUUGACUGGCGCCGGGCUACGAGCUAUGCUUGCUGCGAGAGAGCGGGCAACAGAGGAGCAAAAGACGAGGAACAAAACCCUUUCCAACAACAACGGAAAAUCCCCCACGGUUGGCGCGGUAGAGGAACCCAAAGUCAAGAAUCAAUCGACCUCUUCCUCUUCGCUUUCUUCACCUCCGACCAUUCGACCUCCGACGAAAUCUGCCACUGCUCUCAACUCCCUGCCUUCGACCCCGAAGCGAUCUCUACGAACAUCCAACGCGACACUCCCACCAUCUCUCAUGAAAACCCGAAUCCUCGGCUUCACCUCCGCAAAGCUAAACUACCUCUGCUCGCGCAUCCUCUCCCUCCACACGUCGGAAAGGAUCAUCAUCUUCUACGACUCGAACAACAUCGCCUUCUGGAUCGCCGAAGCGCUCGAGCUCCUCUCGAUAAAAUUUCUGAUCUACACCAAUACCCUCUCCGUCAACCGCCGCGCCGCGUACCUCGCAACCUUCAAUAACGCCCACACCUUUCGCGUGUUACUUAUGGACCUAAAACAAGCAUCGCACGGCCUCCAUGUCGCCAGCGCUUCCCGCGUCUUCAUCGUCUCCCCCAUCUGGCAGCCCAGCGUCGAGUCGCAGGCCAUCAAGCGCGCACAUCGCAUCGGGCAGACGCGGCCUGUCUAUGUGGAAACGUUGGUCUUGAGAGGGACGCUCGAGGAGAAAAUCCUCAAGCGGAGAAAACAAAUGAGCAAUGCUGAGCAUGUCAAGGCGGAGAAGUCAUUGUUGGAUGAUGGGACGAUGAACGGGAUUAUUCGUGGUGAAGGGUUCUUAAAGAUCGCGGAAGGGGAAGAGAAGGCGUUGAAUCAUGGGAGGAAGUUGUUGGAUGUGCCUGUGCCGUUGUUUGAGAGGAGAGACCAGGGGCCAGGUCGCGGGGGAGGUGAUGCCGAGAGUGAAGAGAGUGAUUUGAUACUUGGUCUCGAGGAUGAGGACAAACAUGCUGCGAAGAAGAGGAAGAAGGACAACAACGGAGGAAAGGGGAGAGCGAAGGCCGUUGCAUUCGCUGAGAACGAAGCUGUUAUGAUUCCGUCUCCCUUUACUUCCUCGAUACCGCCCAUAUCAACACUGGACACUGAAGAGAAAGGCCAAGAACCUGAGAAUCCGACUCCAGGUUCCAAGUCCAAGCCGAAGAAAAGCGUGAGGAUUACCGCUGAAGUCCCGGGAUCGGAGCUUACGAUUCUUGAUUGA